AUGGACUCGAUUGAACGCCUCGUCGGAGACCUUCAUGAGCUAGACUCCAUCGUAUACGGAGCUGCAAACCAGGUCUCGACCCCCGCGGCCACGCCGGUAGUGGGAGUGGUCGCUGCCCUACCCUUCAUCUGGCAGCGUGCCCCGGAAUCCUGGUGGGCCUACCGCAAGCUCCAGAACCAGAGGAAGACACAAUACGCUGCCAACCGUGCACCCCAGCGUCAGUCAACGGGGAAGGGGAACCACACGAUGAAAGUACUCAAACCACGCAGCGCCAACAGCCCGCAUGGCGAGCGCAACGAUGCACAUCAUCAACAAAUCAUGACGCAUGAAUACGGUCCCACGAGCCGUCCAAGCAUACAGCAGUAUAUGUAA
Messenger RNA from Penicillium bovifimosum, 372 nucleotides. Its product is annotated as Winged helix-turn-helix transcription repressor DNA-binding. The record is from RefSeq and is a predicted model, not a curated record. NCBI's taxonomy places the organism in Eukaryota, Fungi, Ascomycota, Eurotiomycetes, Eurotiales, Aspergillaceae. Bases 1 to 372 code for a protein of 123 amino acids. The transcript is spliced from 2 exons.